GGAAGACGAGACUCGGUGUAUCCCAAUAAAACGUUCAUUCAGAUGCCACACUUACAGAGAUUAAGCGUCGAUGGACUGAACACUGAGUUUGGCCCGGAACUGCUUAAACUACAAAACUUACAGCAUCUCGAGAUGGGAAGUAGCAAAGUUUGCCACCUAAAAAAUAUAACCGGAAGCUUCUUUGAGAAUGUUCCUUUUCUGAGAAGUUUUUAUCUCGUUGAAUGUCACUCCUUGAUUUAUAUAAACCCGGCAGCGUUCUCUAAAGUGCAUCUACAAACUCUGACAUUCCAGUCUUUGCCUAGUUUUGAUUUAUUUACAGCUCUUAGAGUGUUGAUCGGCCUGCAGAACUCAUCAUUGACAGAAUUAAGACUAAUUCAUCUGUACAACAAUACAUUUUAUUGCAAGGCUUUGAGAGACGAAGACGCCAAAUAUUUUUCAUAUCUAACCUUAGAAGUUCUCGACCUGACUGAUAAUCUGCUUAUCUACAUUUCCAAGACUGUCAUCGACAACUUACCCAAUUCACUCCGGAUACUCGUACUCAGAAACAACAGACUA
Lymnaea stagnalis (great pond snail) is the source of this 555-nucleotide messenger RNA. NCBI's taxonomy places the organism in Eukaryota, Metazoa, Mollusca, Gastropoda, Lymnaeidae. The record is from the annotation of a GenBank genome assembly.